GUGGUCCAGUGCCAUUGCCAUAUACCAUGUUACCAGCAACCAUUGACUUCACUCCGACGACAAAGGUGUACGCUGUUGUUGGUCCCUUUCCCUGAAGGUGAAUCCGUGGAGAGAGAGAGUGGGAGUCACUUCUCUCCUGUGUUGUGUAUACAGCUAGCUAGGUUACUUCCGCCUAUGUGUGUGUUUGUUAAGCAUAUCCACACCAGCUUUUAUCCUCGAAGUUUAAUUUGAUAGUAUUUUUCGAGUCGAGAGAGAGAGAGAGAGAGAGAGAGGAACAGAGUUAUAGUUCAGGAGGAUCCAAGCAGCUGACUUGUUUUUUCCAACUACUAGUCUUUCAGAGAGAGAGAGAUGUCGAGCAUGGUUAAUUACCUGCAGGGUUUGUUUGAUGUGGAUCAAGAGAUGGGCUCGCAAAUGGGUUUCGUGUCGUUUCCUCCAAACAUGACGAUGCCUCCAUUGGUACUGCCAGGCGGGUGCCAUCAAUCUCUGAUAACCCUAACAGCCAUGCCCUCUUUGCUUGCAGCAGAUCAUCAUGCACCAUCAUCCAAUCCCGCCGGAAACAUUCUCCUCUCUUCUGCAACACUUCUAAAGCAAAGAGCAGAAGAAGACCUGGCUUCUUAUCAUCAUCUACCCGCCGGACCACCCAAACUUUCCUCGCAAAAAUCUACUGGGGCAAAUCUCUGGGCCUGGGGAGAAAUGAACGAGUGCAUGAUGAGCAAUAAGAGAAUUAGCAACGGUGGAGAUGAUCGCCUGGGACUUUCAGCAUUGAAGAUGAAGAAGUUGAAGGGCAGGAGAAAGGUGAGGGAACCAAGAUUUUGCUUCAAAACCAUGAGUGAUGUGGAUGUGCUGGAUGAUGGUUACAAAUGGAGGAAAUAUGGCCAGAAAGUGGUGAAGAACACUCAACAUCCCAGGAGCUAUUACCGUUGCACGCAAGACAACUGCCGCGUGAAGAAGCGGGUGGAGAGACUGGCAGAGGAUCCAAGAAUGGUGAUAACAACGUACGAAGGGAGACACGUACACUACCCAUCAAACGAUAACGACGACGAUGACAACUCACAGGCUUCUAAUUCCCAACUAAUCAACACUUUCUGCUGGUAGUACUAAGUAGCUAGCUAUAUAUGAGGUUGGUUGGCUAUAUGCCCAUUAGCUAGCUGGCUAGCUAGCUGUAACUGUAGCUGGGCUUGCUGCAUGGAUGCAUGUAAUGCCUAGACACUCUGGAAAUAAGUCCUUAAUGUGUGUAAAAAUUAAUGUAAAUGUCCUCCCCCACUUCCUCCG
Molecule: messenger RNA, 1272 nt
Organism: Diospyros lotus (date-plum)
Lineage: Eukaryota; Viridiplantae; Streptophyta; Magnoliopsida; Ericales; Ebenaceae
Product: probable WRKY transcription factor 13
Exons: 4
Coding region: 349-1095 (248 amino acids)
Biological process (GO): regulation of DNA-templated transcription
Molecular function (GO): sequence-specific DNA binding; DNA-binding transcription factor activity
Source: RefSeq, a predicted model, not a curated record